Hemibagrus wyckioides is the source of this 1595-nucleotide messenger RNA. RefSeq names its product tetraspanin 14 (gene tspan14). Gene Ontology annotation, cellular component: membrane. NCBI's taxonomy places the organism in Eukaryota, Metazoa, Chordata, Actinopteri, Siluriformes, Bagridae. Gene Ontology annotation, biological process: protein localization to plasma membrane; regulation of vascular endothelial growth factor signaling pathway; protein maturation. The record is from RefSeq and is a predicted model, not a curated record. Bases 120 to 926 code for a protein of 268 amino acids. The transcript is spliced from 9 exons.
ACGACAGCUCCGCCCCCCACCCCCCACCCCGUUGUGUGUGUGUGUGUGUGUGUGUGUGUGUGUUUACACACGCCCCAGAGCUCCAGCGUACAGAGUUUCACUUGGCGCAGGAGUGUGAGAUGUAUUAUUACAGAUAUGAGAACGCGGAGGUCAGCUGCUGUUACAAAUAUCUAAUGUUCAGCUACAACAUCAUUUUCUGGCUGGCCGGAGCAGCGUUUAUUGCCAUUGGAUUCUGGGCCUGGAGUGAGAAGGGUGUACUUUUGGACUUGACCCAGGUGACCCGUCUUCAUGGGUUUGACCCAGUCUGGUUGGUUCUGCUGGUCGGCAUGGUAACGUUCAUUCUGGGAUUUGCUGGCUGUGUGGGAGCGCUGAGAGAGAACAUCUGUCUGCUCCGCUUUUUUUCAGGUGUGAUUGGCUUUAUCUUCUUUCUGGAGCUGACGGCGGCCGUAUUAGCGCUGGUGUUUCAGGAUCCUCUGAGAAAGUGGAUCAGUGAAUUCUUCAUAGUGAAUGUUAAAGGGUACAGAGACGAUAUUGACCUUCAGAACCUCAUCGAUUCACUGCAGAGAGUGAACCACUGCUGUGGAGCAGACAGUCCGAAUGACUGGAACCAGAACGCUUAUUUUAACUGUUCACGGACAAACCCAAGCAGAGAACGUUGUGGGGUUCCCUUCUCCUGCUGCAUCAGUGACCCUGCGGACACUGUAGUGAACACGCAAUGUGGUUAUGACAUCAGGGAAUCUGAACCUGCGAAAUGGCCGAGUGUGAUCUAUGUGAAAGGCUGUGUUGCUGCUUUAGAAGAGUGGCUUCCGCGUAACAUCAACAUUGUAGCAGGAGUCUUUAUAGUCAUCUCACUGUUACAGAUGGUGGGAAUUUUUCUGGCUCGGAAUCUGAUCAGUGACAUUGAGAAAGUAAAAUUUAAUUAUUAACCAGCGGAAACCAUGAAAAGACCAGAAAGUCCAUAACCCUCCUGACCUUUAACAUUAAAGUGAAAUGUGUGUGUGUGUGAGAGAUGGAUGGAUGUGAAUCUCUGCAGUGCCUUUGAAGUUGUGUAUGUAACACACUCACAAUGUAACAACUGUCUAAUUUCACUCUCAGGUUUUAAAUCUGCAUUUUUAAUAUACCAGUUUGAUAUUUUUGCAGCGCUGCAGUUUCAUGUGAAUAUUCUUUAUUUCUUUGCUCUUGUUAGUUGAUCAGUGCAAAACAAUGUUAAUGGAUGCUGCAGAGAAAUGUAAUUAUUUGAAGGUGAAUGUGAGUUUUUUUUUGUUCUUCUGCUGCCUGAAAGCUGAACACGUGUUUCCUCGCCACGAAAUCUCUCUGGAAUUAAUUCUGUAUUCUUUCUGCAUCUUUUUUCCAAACCAAAUGCGAGUCCAAAUCCCGAGCUCAGCCACCAUACUGCUACUGAAGUAGCCUUCAAACAUUUAUACAUGUGGUCUAAAGCGUAUCUACUCGAGAUCUCUGUGGGCUCCGUCGAUGCCGGAAUGGACUGUGUGAGAGUUUUUAUGUGCUGUGUUAUAACCCUUGUAUAUUUACAUGUGAAAAAAAUUGCUUUUUUUAACGAAGGGAAAUUUCUUAAUAAAAUUGUUAAGAUACUAGAA